AAUAAAAGUAAGCACAAAUACAUUUGUUUUGGAAGCACUUUUUUGACCAUUUGACUCGCUUAUUGUCCUUUUUUUGUCGAUUUUUAGUAUCUUAAAUCAUUACUAGUCUACUUUUCUUGUGAUAUUUUUUCAUCAAUUGUGACUGGUAUUCAACAAUUUGAAAGGAGAUUUUUAAAUUUAUCAUUGACCUUCUUAACAAGUUCCAUUGUACUUCAACAUUUAAAUUUUAUUCCCAUCUAGAGCACUUUCCAACCAUUUUUUGUGUCUACCUUUGCUCUUGCUUGGUUAUCGUUUAUUCCAUUUAUUCCACUAUUGUGAUUUUAAUUCUAUAUCUACCAUAAUGAGCAGAGUUGAUAAAGUAGAUGACUACACCUUUCACAAUAAUCCUCAACAAGGAUCUUCUGGUUAUUUAUUGGACUCAGAUGACUCCAGUUCCAAUCCGGCCUGGGUAGAAAGGCGGCAACAAUUAAUGGAUCGCCUCUCAAACGACCUUGCAAUUGCUCCUGAAGAUGCUGAUGAAUUUGAUGCUCUUAACGAUGAAACUUUCGGAGCUGCAACCUUCGACGAAGAUUGGGAACAACAACAUGAAAAAAUGGCCUCAUUGGUUUCUGGGCCUUCUCAAUACCAAUCGCCUGCUGGCUUAUCAGGCAUGCAUAAUCAACCACACACGACGACAUCACCUUCCCCUCAUCCUCCAUCUUCAUCUUCGUCUCAAUUUUUAAAUCAAAACAAUCUUCCCUGUUUCGACUCGAGUAAAGUUCUGGACUGUCAAACCAUUGAACAGGGAAUGCACAAUUUGUCUACAUCAUCCAGAUCAAUUCCUCCAGAAGCAAAUAGUAGACAAAAAAUGAGCCCAAACAGCUAUUUUUUCGGCAAAACUUCAUUGGAAAACCCUUUCAAUAAUGCACCAAUUAGAUCAACAGAAUCAAUUUGGAAUACUGAUCUUGCAUCUACAAAAUUUUCUCAUAACGAUAACACUAAUAUUCAAAUGACAUCACCUGUUUUGAUGGCCAAUGUUGUAAGUUCAUCUAUGUGUGCACCUGCUGAAUCAUCUUCAGUAAAUCAACCGCGACAAAUAAUUGAAAAUGAUGACAAUUCUCCUUCCAGGCCUGUUAUAAAAAGACCAGUUAGAGCAGAAGAUUUAGAAGCUAUGCUGUUAAACUCUGACCACAAUCGUAAAAAUUCUACUUCGACAGAAAAAUCUACACCAAAAGCUUCAGAAAGUAAUUUGAAAAAUGAAAACAAUGAUAGUGGUUGGAGCCCCUUCAGUAUGGGUGGUUUCAUACCUAAUAUUCAGCCUUCUACAAAUGUAAAUUCGAAUGACCAAAACAGUCAGCCUCAAGCUUCGAUCGGUUAUGGAAAACCAAGCUCGAUAAAUUCCCAUCCAUCAGCUGAUGUUGACCCAAAAAAAUCAGUUUCUAAUGGAAAGCCAUUCAAACCAAUGACCUUAGAUGAAUUAGAAAGACAUCUGUUGCAUGAUAAUCCUAAUAAUACCCAAAUUGAGACAAAACCUGUUCAAAAUGCUGGCAAUAAUUUGAAUAAAUUUUUUCCUGGUGUAGAUUUAACAAAUAGUAACCAAGAAAGGAGAGUUUUGCCCGAACCAGUCCAGCCACUCGUUAGUUCAACUAAUGUAUCUCCAUCAAAUGAAACGAUCAACCCUAAACCAUUGUUCAGUAGUCUAUUUAUGCCAGGAAAUAGACCACUUAUUCAACAGUUUGUACCUGCGGUCAUACCUCGAGCCCCAUUUUUGCCAUUCUUACCUGGACCUAUUCCCAAUCCAUCGUUCAUUCAACAUCAUCAAAUGCAACACUUACAGCAGCUUCAUCAACGAUUCGCUCAUCAACGCCGACAGUUUUAUCCUCGACCAGGUACACGUUACCCGCAUCACGAUAGAAGUUCCAACGACGAUGAGUACGCUGGCUUAAUGACUCAAAGCAAUAAAGAAUGGCUGAUAAAAAUUCAAAAUAGUGCAUUGAAUUUCACAAACCCUUAUAAAGAAGAUUUUUAUUUCGUAUCUUUUAAAACAAAACAAUUGGCAACUGCUGCUAAAGCUAAAAAAGGAGACAACGGAUCAAAAGUUCCUGCUUUAAUUAUUCCGGAAAGAAAAAAUGACGAUAGUACAAAAGUCGAAUAUGUGCCGGUACAGUUUGAAGGAUCUCUGGGAAAGAUUCAAGUCUCCAAUGUGAAAUGUCCUCGAAAAUUGUUAGAUGUUGAUCCAAAGCACCCAACCAAAAUUGUUGAUCCAAGCCAAGACAGACCAAUGACACCAAUCGGACGAGCAGAAUUGAAUGCGUUCCGUCGCCUAUUAUUGGAUAUUGAACAGCUCUAUGCACUUAUGCUGGAAAUAGAUGAAGAGGAUAAAAAGAUGGGUGCCCUUCCAGAAUUUCAACGAGUGCCUCAUGCUAACAGGCGAUCCGAUCUUUGCAACCAACUUUUCAGGGGCGUUUAUGAUGAACAAAGUGAAAACAUUAAUCAGAAGAUAGCCAGUGUAAGGAAAGGCAUCGCUUUAAUUGUAAGAUCACUUCAAGUUCUUUCCGAUCCAAAACAAAAAGCUGCUAUCGUUAAAAGCCUUUUAGAUAGCAAUAACAGUCACUAUGUGACUAAUUAUCGAGAUAAAGGCCUCCAUCAUCUAGAUUUCAAAGAAAUUCUUACGGAUGUCAUUGCCUCACUGAAAGAGUCUCAACUUCCAGAGAUAGACUUACUUUCUCGCAAACUGAACAGUACAUCGUUUCUAAAUUAAUUGGUUUCAUAGCUUUCAAUCAACCUGUUGCGCGAAAGUUAUCUCUACCGGCCAUUUUUUGUAAAUGUUCUUGUUAACAUUUUACGAUGUUACAAUUAAAGACCAAGCAGAACAUUGAUUUGAUUUUCUUUUUCGUCAAUUUGUAAACAAUAUUUCACAUUCAUUCCAAUUUACUUUAUUAACAUCAGAUGAGUAAAUUGAAAAUGAAAUACAUGAAAUAGUUCAAGUAU
This is a messenger RNA of Tetranychus urticae (two-spotted spider mite), 2970 nucleotides long. RefSeq lists its product as uncharacterized. The record is from RefSeq and is a predicted model, not a curated record. Gene Ontology annotation, biological process: P-body assembly; deadenylation-dependent decapping of nuclear-transcribed mRNA. NCBI's taxonomy places the organism in Eukaryota, Metazoa, Arthropoda, Arachnida, Trombidiformes, Tetranychidae. Gene Ontology annotation, cellular component: P-body. Gene Ontology annotation, molecular function: RNA binding.